Molecule: messenger RNA, 1258 nt
Organism: Pseudovirgaria hyperparasitica
Lineage: Eukaryota; Fungi; Ascomycota; Dothideomycetes; Acrospermales; Acrospermaceae
Exons: 2
Coding region: 132-845 (237 amino acids)
Cellular component (GO): nucleus; cytoplasm
Source: RefSeq, a predicted model, not a curated record
AGGAACUGCUACUACGUAAUGCUCACAGCUCUCCACAUGCCAGUGGCUCCAACGUUUAUCUUCCAACACAGCGUUCGGUCCUACAUAACUUCCAACUCGUGUCCAUUCACGCAGCAUUACUUCGCGCGAGCAUGGCGGCCCCGAUACUCAACCCAACAAAUGGUUCAUCUCCCACAAUGGCGUCGUCGCUCCCGCAAGAAGUUACAGCCUGUCUUCAGAAUGCACGUUUCCUUCAUCUCGCAACAUCUGCCGACAAUAUACCUCACGUAUCCCUCAUGAACUAUACCUACCUUCCUGCAAAUUCCUCGCCCUUCAAUAGGUCACCGGCCAUAAUCAUGACCACACAACCUUCUAGCACAAAGACGUCGAAUCUCGCCUCAAACCCACGAGUGUCUCUGCUUGUCCACGAUUGGGUCUCACAUCGACCCCCAACCCUUCCCGAAUCCACUGCGUCAGGUGGCUCAGCACUUACUGCACUUCUACAAAACUUAAACACCGCCUCCCUGAGUCGAAUAAGUGCGACGAUAAACGGCACUGCUGAGUUACUUGAAGGAGGUAGCGAGAAGGAAGCAUGGUUCCGCAAAAAGCAUAUCGAAAACAACACAUUUGGACCAAGCUCCGAAAGCCAAGCACAGGCCGCGCUAGGCUUAUUCUCGAGCAGCCCGUCGGAUGUGAGUGGAUCAUUAGGUGAUGAUUCUGGAGAUGGUGAUGGAGGGAAGAAACACUAUGUUGAAGGAAGUGAGACGAGAGUCGUGCUAGUCACUAUCAAGGAUGGCCGGGUGAGCGAUUGGAAAGGAAGUGUACAAGACUGGAAAGUAGAGGAACCACUCAUGAAUGGUACGUGAGAGAACGUGUCUAUUAAUGUGCGGCUGCUAUGGCAGUCAGCACCAAAACACGAGAUGCCUUAACAGGACAAGAGUAUUACCGUAAAAUCGCCGAAUCACUCUUCGAAUCCAACAAAUGCCAGCAUCUACUCAGGCUUCAUCGCUUGCGUUGUCAUACUGCGUAGGACAGAGACACAGUCAAUAGCAUAUGUUGCUGCAUGACCACUUCUAUUUAUUGCGCCCAAUGAGUGACGCUCUGCUCUAUAACACAGUUCGAUCGGGCGGUUUGUGCAUGGGAGUAAUGUAUUAUAUCACCAAAGACUCUUUGUUCUGAAUCUGCUAUCAAUGUAAAGCUCUCCCCAUUGCGCACAUUCCUUGCUAUGGUACUUUGGACUAGGAUAAGUUACCGGGGUGAUCCCUUCAUCUGCUCACUC